This is a messenger RNA of Frankliniella occidentalis (western flower thrips), 1306 nucleotides long. The record is from the annotation of a RefSeq genome assembly. NCBI's taxonomy places the organism in Eukaryota, Metazoa, Arthropoda, Insecta, Thysanoptera, Thripidae.
AUUCUAAUUAUUUUAAGACUUUUUUUGUUCUUUAUAUUAUAUUUUUUCUUCUGUAUAAAUUUGCUUAUACUUUUUGUAAUUUUUUUUAUUCCUUUUUUUUUUCUUUCAAAUUUAAGACAGUUUUUAAUAUAUAAAAAUUUUUUUCUGUGUUUUGAUAAUUUUUCUUUUUUACUUAUUAUUUUAAGAUUUUGGAUUGUUUUUCUAAGGUUGAUUUCUAGUUUAAACGUUUUAUCUUCAUCCUCUUCAUCAUUUUUCUUUUUGUCUUUUUACAUUUUACUAAUUUUUUUAACCACUUUUUUUUUCUCAUCAGGACUCUUUUUUUUCUUUUUCUCUUUUGAAUCCACUCUAUUUCCCACUUUAUUUAUUAUUAUUGGUUGAGGUAAUAAUGUUGAACGUGUUCAAUCUGGUUUAUAUUUAUUCUUUUACACUCUUUUUUCUUCAAUACCGAUAUUAGUAUCAAUUUUUUUCACUUGCAAUAUAAGAAAUAGUUCCUUAAUAAGAUUUAUUUAUUUGGAUUAUUUAAAUUACAUCUACUUUUUUAUAAUAAUCUCAUUUUUAGUAAAAAUACCUAUAUUCUUUUUUCAUUCCUGACUUCCUAAGGCACAUGUUGAAGCUCCUAUUUCAGGUUCUAUAAUUUUGGCAGGUGUUUUACUAAAAAUAGGUGGUUAUGGUAUUUAUCGUUUGUUUAAUUUAUUUAAAUUUUUUCCCUAUUUCAAUAGAAUUUUUAUUUACAUCAGUUUAUGAGGCGGUUUAGUAGCUAGUUUAAUUUGUCUUCGUCAGUCUGAUUUAAAAUGUUUAAUUGCUUUCUCUUCUGUUUCUCAUAUAAGAAUUGUUAUCAUUGGUAUACUAAUUUUUAAUGAAGUUGGUUUAAAAGGUUCCUUAAUAUUAAUAAUUGCUCAUGGUUUAUGUUCUUCUUGUAUAUUUUUUCUUGCUAAUUGUAUUUAUGAACGAUCUGGAAGCCGUAGAAUCUUUUUAAAUAAGGGUUUAUUAUCUAUCUUUCCUAGGUUUUCUUUAUGAUGGUUUGUUUUUUGUUCUUUUAAUAUAGCUUUCCCUCCUUCUCUAAAUUUAAUUAGAGAAAUUUAUAUUUUCAUUUCUGGAAUCUCUUGGUUUAUAAAUUCUAUAUUUAUUUUAAUAUUGUUAUCUUUUUUAAGAGGUGUUUAUAAUUUAUUCCUUUUUACUUUUUGCAAUCAUGGAAAAGUUUGUUCCUUAAUUAAUUUUUUUAAUCCUCUUUCUAUUUUUGAAAAUAUAAUUGUUUUCAUCCAUUUUUUUCCUUUAUUUUUUUGAUUUUUAAAACUUGAUCAUUUUU